This is a messenger RNA of Orbicella faveolata, 1575 nucleotides long. RefSeq names its product UDP-glucuronosyltransferase 1A5-like. Gene Ontology annotation, molecular function: UDP-glycosyltransferase activity. The record is from RefSeq and is a predicted model, not a curated record. NCBI's taxonomy places the organism in Eukaryota, Metazoa, Cnidaria, Anthozoa, Scleractinia, Merulinidae.
UGACUUAAGUUUAGAGGUGAACACAACAAUACUAAAGGCAUUUUGAAUCCCAGCGCUGAGAGAGCUAACUAAUUUGGGGUUUUGAAAACUGAGUGAGAAUUUCUCUACGUUUGUCUCACUGUUGGGCAAACGGAAGGAAUUCUUAGUUCUAGUAUUGUAUUUAUGCAUGUCCAUCAGGUUGUACUGGUUGUGCCGUCAACCCAGAAAGUCAAACCCAGUGAGAGAGUGCCACACAAGAUUUACCAAGUGCCUUGUACACCUGACUUCUUGGAUGAAAUGAUACGACUUGAACUUGAGGGGAACAAAGUACAAUUGAUGCUGAAAGCAAGUGAGGUGAUACCUACCAUGUGUGAAGGUCUAUUAAACAGCACAGAAGUUUUUGAAGAACUGCAAGACUUUGACCUUUUAGUUCACGACACUGCUGCAUUCGGCGCUGUAUCACUUGGUGAACAUCUUGGUAUUCCAAGAGUGGAGAUUAUGCCUGUUUCUCCAAACAACCUAUUUGCUUCAUAUUUCCAUGCGGUACCCAUCCCAGUCUCUUAUGUUCCAGAACUAAUGACGGGAUUUUCUGAUAAAAUGACUUUUGUGGAACGUGCCAUCAAUUUUGGAGUAUACCUUGGAGUAAAUCUCUUCGUGUAUUUUGCGAUCGAUAGACCAAUGAAUGCUCUGAAAGUCAAGUACAACAUCAAACCUGAGAGAAGCUACCUGCAGGCUGCUCGCGAUACUGAACUGGUUAUAAUUACAGCAGAUUUUGCUUUGGAGUAUCCUCAACCUCUAUUACCAGGCAACGUGAUGGUUGGACCACUGAGUGUCAGAGAUGGUAGACCCCUCCCUCCGGAAUUAGAGAAAUUUGUCAGCAAUUCAGGGGGCCAUGGCUUUAUUAUUGUUUCCUUUGGAUCAAACGUGGCUUCAAUUCUUUCACGAAAGGCGGUAGACAUGCUAGCUGCAGCAUUUGGAAAGCUGAAACAGAAAGUUGUGUGGAGGCUUAAAGGCUACAUUCCUUCCUUCCUUGGUGCAAACAUCAAAAUAGUGGACUGGUUACCUCAGAAUGAUUUACUGGCUCACAAGGACAUCAAAGCUUUUGUCUCCCACGUGGGACACAACAGCCUUUAUGAGUCAACAUACCACGGAGUUCCGUUAGUAGCUUUCCCUCUGUUUGGAGACCAGCAAAGUAAUGCCAAGAAAGCACAACAUUUUGGCCUUGGUUUAGCAGUGGAUCAUAAAACCAGUAAUACCCAGCAACUGUUUGAAACAAUCGAGCGUGUUAUUACUGAACCAAGAUUCAAAUCAAAGGCAAUGCAUAUCUCCGGUCUGUUAAAGGAUCGUCGACGAACACCGCUUCAAGAAACCUGUGACUGGAUAGAGUAUGUUCUCAGACACGGUGGAGCCCGGCACUUCAGACCUCAAGUGCUCGACAUCCCUUGGUAUCAGUAUUACUUACUUGACGUCAUCGCUUUUAUUGUUGCUAUAGCUACCAUGGUUGUCGUGGUGAUACGAUUGGCUUGUAGAUGCCUGUGUCGUGUGUGCUGUAGAAAGGGUGAUAGCAAAACUAAGAAGGACUGAAAAUUGAGAACA